AUGCUCGACCGCGACGCGAUCGCGCGCGCGCUGGAUAAGACGCGACCGGGGUCGAGCCGCGGCGGCGGGACGUGGGCGCCGUUGCGCGUCGCAGGCGGCGGCGCGCGACGACGGCGAGACCCCGCGAGACGACCGGAGUCCCCCGACGGCUCAGUCGCGUCGUCGACGAUGAGCACCGACAGCGCGGACGUCGACGGGCGCGCGCUCGUGCGCGAUCUGCGCCGCCGCGCGCGCGCGGAGGUUCGACGCGCGCGCGAAGGCGAAGGUCGUAACGGUCGUAACGGUCCCGGAGAAACCGUUCCCGGGGUGUCGCAUCGCGCGCACGCCGCGGCGAAGGCGCCGCCGAUUCCCGCGAUGGACGUCGUCAAGCCGCGGAUGACGACGCCGGCGGCUUGGCCGCCGCCGCCGCCGCCGAAGCCUCCCCCGGACGAGUCCAAGGCGAGAGCAGAGGCGGCGGUCGCGCGCGCGCGACGACGCGACCCGCUGCACCCGCUGCGCGGAUGGAGGAGCGAGAAGAACGAGAGCCGGCGCGAACCGCCGUUGAAGCUCGACGUCGAGCAGAGGAAAGCGGUCCGCGCACUCGUCGACGCGACGGCGUUGGAACGCGCGGCGAAGGAACUCGAAAACGCGCCGUCGCCGCCGCAUUACGUCGACGACUCGAUGACGCGCCGACGCGCCCCCUCCGUCACGAUCGCGCCGCCGCCGCGCGCGGACGUGGAUCUCGAGCUCGAGGAGCUGCUCAGGGAGUCGACCGUCGACCGCGCCCCCGGACCCGGCGCGUACCUCGGCGUGGAGGACGCGUCGAACGCGACGCGGAAACGCGCGCCGGCGUCUUCGUUCGGGGAGCAUCCGCCGACGGAGAAGCGACACGCGGUCAGGCGCGACCUCGCGGACGGGCCGCUCGCGUCGAAGAUCGACGCGGACGCCGCGUGGGAGGGACCGAACGGCGCCAAGGCGAGAAAGGUGAAGGGGUCGGUGGCGUUUUGGAAGGCGCCGCCGCGGGUGACGACGGCGGAGGCGGCGCGCGCCGCCGCCGCCGCGGAAGCCGCCGACGCGGAAGCCGCCGAGAUCGCCGCCGCCGCCGCGGACGCGCUCGAGCUCGAGAUGAACGCCGCGAACGGCGACGACGAGGCGGCGCCGUGGGACGAGGAUAUGGUCGACGCCGCCGUCGCCGCGGCGAUGAAAAAGGCGAAAGAGAUCGUCCGCGCGAAGCGGCGCGCCGACGGCGGCGACGCGAAGCGCGACGUGAUCGAGCCGCGCGUCGUCGGCGGCGCGUGGGCGAGAGCGACAGACCGAAAAGACCGCGCGAACGCCGCCGCCGCCGCCGACGACGACGACGACUCGUGGAUGGACGCGGCGAUUCGCGAGUCGUACGCGAUGGCCGCGGACCCGGCGGCGUCGUGGACGCGCGCGGUCGCGCCGUCGAAGCCGUCGUGGGGGUUCCUGAAGGCGCGUUCUAUCUCUCACUGGUCCCCAUACGACGGCGUCCGCGUGGUGCACGCCGUUCCUUAA
Micromonas pusilla CCMP1545 is the source of this 1512-nucleotide messenger RNA. RefSeq lists its product as uncharacterized. The coding region runs from base 1 to 1512 and encodes 503 amino acids. Lineage: Eukaryota; Viridiplantae; Chlorophyta; Mamiellophyceae; Mamiellales; Mamiellaceae. The transcript has a single exon. The record is from RefSeq and is a predicted model, not a curated record.